CUGAGUCUAGCAGGAACUGCCCUCUAAUCACUGGUUAGCUUUCAGAGCUAAUGCAAGUUAAUGAUAGCACCAACAUAAUGCUAAACGACAGUGAGCUUGCAACGCUGCGGAAUAGAUUUAAGAGAGAUGCGGAAUUUUUUAUGCAAACAACGACAUCCGGUGACGAAGAUGAAAAGAGUCAGGAGGAAAAAGAUGCCAAACCUCUCCCUCGCAUUAACAGACACUCCAUAUUCUGGAUUGUGGCAUCUAUAGGGAUGACCUACUAUGUAGAUUUCCUCCACAACAUCAUGGAGAAUGAUGAUAUCAAAAGUUGGUGGUUCAAUGUAGGUUUGGUACUCCUCGGGAUCUCCCUGUCUCUGGCCAUGUUUUGCAUUGUGUACCUGGAGUGGUUCAAAGGCAUCCAGCACUAUGACCAAGAGUACCCCGCCAUUCCUCCGCUCACCACUGCAGCCUUUAUUGCUGCAUCGUGCAGCUUCAACAUUGCACUGUGGCCGGUGUGGUCCUUCUUCACUCCAGUCAUCCUCUUCACACAGUUCAUGGGUGUGGUAAUGUUCAUCUCUUUGCUUGGAUGAAUGUGACAGCUCCAGAAGGACUCCUUGUUAACCACAAUGUUGAGUUUUGUUUUUAUAGUUUUUCUCUUACUGCUUACACGCAUUACCUGUUGCCUACUGCAUUACCACCUUUCCUCAGUCUACACUCCCACCAAACCUCACACUUUCUCUUCAGAAUAAAACACUGGUAGCCAAACAGGAGGCACACCUGUAUUGAAGACUUUGAGCAUAGAUCUUUUUCACAGCAGUGUUAUAGCAGAGAAAACACAGAUGUUAGUAAUAACACUAACGAUGGCUCGGUUCUAUUCAAGUGUACCAGUGAGCCAUGACAGUGAGAGAGCAUGAGCAAUACAGGGACCCAGAAGGUAAAGCAGGUAAAUGGAAUUCAGCCAUUGUUCACUGUAAUACACACACCUGUGCAUUUCCUUCUGUGACAUGUAAAAACAUCUUUAGUGAAGUUUGCCUAUUGUGCCGUAGGAAAGUAUGUGUAAGCAAUGGGAGAAAACUUUUAAGAAAAAGUGUUUUAAAAAUAUUUUUUAUAGUUUUGAAGCAGUUUGCGGUGAAGGAUCUAAAGAUGUCUGCUUAUAUCCUAUAUCUCUUUUUGCCUUUAAUAAAGUUUUAUAACUACUUUUAA
Lates calcarifer (barramundi perch) is the source of this 1185-nucleotide messenger RNA. RefSeq names its product transmembrane protein 128 (gene tmem128). The record is from RefSeq and is a predicted model, not a curated record. Lineage: Eukaryota; Metazoa; Chordata; Actinopteri; Centropomidae. The coding region runs from base 51 to 572 and encodes 173 amino acids. The transcript is spliced from 5 exons.